GGCAAAUCCGUUUAACCUAGGUAUCAAGAUUCGACCCUCAUAUUGCGUAAGUGAGGAUGGCGACGUGUAAAAAGGUGACAACGGCGGCGACGAGAUAGACUGCAUAGUAGCUACACGUCAUCGCCAUGGCUCGCAUUCCUUGGCUUUUUUCCCUUUGCAUUUGUGCCAUUUCUCUAGCUUGGGGUCAUUCUGAAUAUUCAUUCCCAGAAGCAUGCCAGGCUUCGACGCCAGGAAACCCCCUUCAGGGUUGUCCAAAAGGCACAGUGCUCGUCUCCGCCACCCAUAAGAAGGCUCGCUUCCGCACCAUCCAAAGUGCCAUCGAGUCCCUCCCGCACGAUGACACGAGUCAAACAAUCCUCAUCCUCUCGGGGACCUACACCGAGCAACUGAACGUCACCCGGUCUGGUCCCUUGACACUACUCGGCGAGACCAACACGCCGCACAAUGCCUCAGCCAACUCGGUCCAAGUGCACUGGGCUGCAGCCACCUCGCAGGGAAUUUACACGGACAACGUCUACACCAGCGUUCUUAUCGUGGCGCCCACCCUCAACGCAAGCCUCACAGGGUACGGGCCUGCCGGCCUCCCAGUGCCCGACGGGACGCCCUUUGGAUGUCGCGACUUCCGGACGUACAAUAUCGACUUCCGGAACGUCUAUGCCGAACAAUCGGCCGGGCCUGCCCAUGCAUUGAGCUUCUCCCGCGCAAACGGCGGGUUCUAUUACUCCGGGUUCUACAGCUACCAGGACACGGUGUAUGUGGGUAAGCUGGGGAAUACGUACUUCCACUCGAGCAUCGUGGCGGGGCAGACCGAUUUUCUUUACGGAUUCGGCACGGCGUGGUUUGAACGAUGCGAGCUGGUUCUCCGUGGGUGUGGGGGUGGAAUCACGGCGUGGAAAGGGACGAACACGACGUAUGCCAAUAAAUUCGGGGCGUAUGUGCAUGGAUCCGCCAUCAGGGCAGCGAAUGCCACUAUAGCGGUGGAGAUGGAGGGACAGUGCGCCCUCGGCCGACCGUGGAAUAGUGGACAUCGGAGUAUCUUUGCGCGGUCUUACGAAGAUGGGAUGAUUCGGGAUAGUGGAUACGUGCUUUGGCAGGCGCCCAUCACGGAGCAGACGCUCAUGGGAGAGUAUGAGAAUUUUGGGCCUGGAUGGGAUGUUUCGGCGCGGCGGGAGUACAACUACAGUAUUCUGUUGGGCGAAGAAACGUGGAAUAGGUAUAACUCCCCCGCGAAGGUGUUUCUCACCGAGGAGGGUACGCCGGGAAAUGUUGAGUGGAUUGAUAAACGGAUGCGGUGGUGGUAGAGCACCAGUAUAUAUAAUUAUAUAUAGCAGCCAUGGUAUUGUAUGUGUUGUCGAAUAGGGCACUGUGGUGGAUAGCAGUUGAAACGACAAGAUUCUAUGCCUUUGCCCUCCACGAUAGCACACGACUGUAGCAUUGUUUAGCAUGAUGGCUACUUUAUACAUUGAUCCAUGCCGUUGGA
Messenger RNA from Aspergillus versicolor CBS 583.65, 1480 nucleotides. RefSeq lists its product as uncharacterized. Bases 126 to 1301 code for a protein of 391 amino acids. NCBI's taxonomy places the organism in Eukaryota, Fungi, Ascomycota, Eurotiomycetes, Eurotiales, Aspergillaceae. Gene Ontology annotation, molecular function: pectinesterase activity. Gene Ontology annotation, biological process: cell wall modification. The record is from RefSeq and is a predicted model, not a curated record. The transcript has a single exon.